GUCGAAGGAGCCGACGCGUCUCAGAACCAAGCGGCAUUCUCCACUGCCAGGCCCCCGUCUUCAGCCGUUUCCAAGUUCCGCCGGCGUGAGCGCAGUCUCGAGGACGCCAUAUUUAUACCUUCCUUCCUUUCUUCCCCAACUCCGAGCAACCGAAUCGAGCAAAGCACCCCUCCACCGCAUCACGCUUCCCCUCUUCGUAAUAUUCCCUACUCCUGCCCCCUCCCCCGGUCCCUAGCCUCAGCUCCGCCUCUCGAUUUCCGAAGCGCCCGCGCCUCCGUUUCCCCCGGCUCCAAUGGCCCUGCCCUACCUGGAGGCCGUGCUGUGCUUCAUGAUUCUCAUGUACAUAUUUGAGACAUAUCUUGACAUUCGUCAGCAUAGAGCCCUCAAGUUACCAACGUUGCCGAAACCCCUGCUAGGAGUAAUUAGUAAUGAAAAGUUUGAACGGUCUAGAGCUUAUAGCCUCGACAAAAGUUAUUUCCAUUUUGUUCACGAGGUCAUGACUAUUGUGAUGGAUACCACAAUGCUGUACUAUAAAGUUCUUCCCUGGUUUUGGAAGAAAUCUGGUGAAUUAGUAACCAACGUUGGCCUGAAUGCUGAGAAUGAGAUAAUACACACUCUUGCGUUCUUAGCUGGUGCCAUGGUUUGGUCACAGAUUACAGACUUGCCAUUCUCUCUUUACUCAACUUUUGUUAUAGAGGCUCGACAUGGUUUUAACAAGCAAACUAUAUGGCUCUUCAUUAGGGAUAUGGUCAAAGGAAUUUUACUAUCCAUGUUAAUUGGACCGCCAAUCGUGGCUGCUAUCAUCUUCAUAGUACAGAAUGGAGGACCUUACCUGGCUAUAUAUCUCUGGGGCUUUAUGUUUGCGUUAGCUCUCUUGAUGAUGACAAUAUACCCCAUCGUGAUAGCUCCUCUGUUCAACAAAUUCACUCCCCUUCCUGAAGGAGUACUCAGGGAGAAAAUAGAGAACUUAGCAGCUUCGCUCAAGUUUCCUUUGAAAAAGCUUUUCGUGGUGGAUGGGUCUUCCAGAUCAAGCCACAGUAAUGCUUACAUGUAUGGUUUUUUCAAGAAUAAGCGCAUAGUACUCUAUGACACAUUGAUUCAACAGUGUAGUAACGAGGAUGAGAUAGUUUCUGUCAUUGCACAUGAACUUGGGCACUGGAAACUCAAUCAUACUGUCUAUUCCUUUGUAGCUGUCCAGCUACUUAUGUUUCUACAAUUUGGAGGAUAUACUCUAGUAAGGAACUCCAAAGAUCUAUUCCAAAGUUUUGGUUUUGAGGACCAGCCUGUAAUAAUUGGGCUGAUCAUUUUUCAGCACACCAUAAUACCUCUCCAACACCUUCUGAGUUUUUGCCUGAACCUUGUCAGCAGAGCAUUUGAAUUUCAGGCUGAUGCCUUUGCCAAGAACCUUGGAUAUGCCGCUCAGCUCCGGGCAGCCCUUGUUAAACUACAGGAGGAGAACUUGUCAGCAAUGAACACGGAUCCAUGGUAUUCUACAUAUCACUACUCCCAUCCACCUCUUGUCGAAAGGCUGCAAGCUCUUGAAGAGUCAGACAGCAAAAAGGAAGACUAAUGGAAGAGGACUGAGCUGAUGUUAUUCUUGAAGCGCCAAAGUCUUGGAUCCUUUUGUGAUCUACCAUAUGAAUUUCCCUGUCGUGCACAAGGAUUUUGAGGGGUUUGAUACAGGAGGGUGUUGUGAACUACCAUAUGGAUUUCUGUAAGCAUUCAGCCCAUGCAAGGUAACAGGCGCACAUGCAAGGUGUAUUAAGAUAGUUUCCGUUCAUCAAUAGAUUUCGUAGAUUGGUCUGUACACAGGUGUAAUAGCCUUCGAAUAUUGAGAAAUAGAAUCGCAUCAACUAUUAAAGUGCUAGAUGCUCUGAUGAUGCAUCUCGAUGAA
Messenger RNA from Phragmites australis (common reed), 1894 nucleotides. Its product is annotated as CAAX prenyl protease 1 homolog. Gene Ontology annotation, cellular component: endoplasmic reticulum membrane. Gene Ontology annotation, biological process: CAAX-box protein processing. Bases 293 to 1570 code for a protein of 425 amino acids. Gene Ontology annotation, molecular function: metalloendopeptidase activity. NCBI's taxonomy places the organism in Eukaryota, Viridiplantae, Streptophyta, Magnoliopsida, Poales, Poaceae. The transcript is spliced from 14 exons. The record is from RefSeq and is a predicted model, not a curated record.